UCAAGUUAAAUUAUUAUAUAAAGCCCUUGUCCAUUUUGGUGAUUACUGUCACUAGUCGAGAGUCUCGACGACCCACAGACAAGAGUUAUUUUUAGAUUCAGAUAAACCUAUUGCUAGAUUAAAUAGGUUAAUCUAUUCUUUACGCAGCAUUGGACUGAGUACUAAAUCAUGUACUGGUACUAAGACAGACAGUCAGGUCAAAGAUUUAGAAGAAGGCUAUUAGGGAAAGGACAACGCCUCUAGAUCUGUUUAGCGAACGGUCUCUCCUUUUUGGCUUUGAAUAGUUUUCCGGGAUUUAACCAGAGAGCAGCUGUCUGUCACAACAAAGAUGGAGGAGAAAGCUAGCUAGCACUGUACAUCCACCGAGGACCUUAAAGCUAAAACAACAUUGGACCAGUUUCUCUACUGAUUAUAUAUAUAUAUUUUUUGAUAUCGUGAUUUUCAAGAUGGAUACUGCCGUAUUUCCCGAGGAUGUCGUUGUAAAAAAGGUUUCCAUCGUUGGAUCGGAGCUCGUAGAGAAUUACACUGUGUACGUCAUUGAGGUGAAAGUAAGGGAUCACAGAUGGACCAUAAAGCAUCGCUACAGUGAUUUCCAUGACUUGCAUGAGAAACUGACAGCUGAGAAGAAGAUAGAGAAACAUUUACUUCCGCCUAAGAAGAUGAUCGGUAAAAACUCCAAAAGCUUGGUAGAGAAACGUCAGAAGGAACUGGAAGUCUACCUACAAACACUGCUGGUCAGAUUCCCUACAGCUGCCCCUAAAGUCCUCUCCUACUUUCUGCACUUCCACCAAUAUGAAAUGAAUGGAAUCACAGCCUCUCUGGCAGAGGAGCUGUUCCACAAGGGAGAGCAGUUGCUGGUGGCUGGUGAGGUGUUCACAUUGUGUCCCCUCCAGCUGUAUGCCAUCACUCAGCAGCUGAAGCUGGCCAAGCCUACCUGCUCUAAUGGUGACGCCAAGGCAGACCUAGGACACAUCCUGGACUUCACCUGCAGACUCAAAUACCUCAAGAUCACAGGCACCAGAGGAGAGGUGGGGACCAGUAACAUCCAGGAAGACAGCCUCACGUUUGACCUUUCAGUCUUUAAAGCUCUCCGACAGAUAGAGAUAAGUGACUGUAACUCGGCCCAGAUCAUGGGACUGCCUUCUCUGAAACCCUGUCUGGUCACGCUGAAUGUCCACCACUCUGCAGCAUCCAUGAUGGAUGUGCUGGUUCCGGAGGCAUGCGUGUCCCCUCAGUGGGUCGCAGAGGGAGCGCUUACGGACCGGCCCGUCGCCACCAUCAUCCCUACCUGGAAGACUCUCACCACCCUGGACAUGAGCCACAACCACAUAGGCUGCAUAGACAACUCAGUGAAAUUGAUACCAAAAGUAGAAUUCUUAGAUCUUAGUUCCAACGAGCUCUCUAUGGUGGAAAACCUUCAGCACCUGUACAAUCUGAUCCACCUGGACCUUUCUUACAACAUUCUGACAGUGUUAGAGGGGGCCCACACCAAACUGGGUAACAUCAAGACCCUCAACCUGGCAGGCAACCAGCUCGACAGCCUCGCAGGCCUCACUAAGCUAUACUCUCUGGUUAACCUGGACCUCAGCUCCAACAAACUGGGACAGCUUGAGGAGAUCAGGUACAUAGGAAUGCUGCCCUGCCUGGAGAGGCUGGUCCUGUCUAACAACCCCAUGUGUAUCAUCCCUGACUACAGAACCAAGGUGCUGGCUCAGUUCUGGGACCGUGCCUCAGAGGUAUGCUUGGACAGCACUGCUCCGACAGAGAAAGAGCUGGACACUGUGGAGGUGUUGAAAGCUAUUCAGAAAGCCAAAGAAUCUAAAGACCGAAUGGCCAACAACAACGAAAAGAAGAUCAGUGAGGACUCCAGGCUGUCUGGUGGUGGACCUUCCAUCUCCUCCUCUGUCGCUGCCGCCUCUUCCUCCUCUUCCUCUCUCCUCUCCUCAGCCCUAGCCCCAGCCUGCUCCAGCCAAGAAUUGAUAUGUAAAGAAGAAGGCUUUGUUACCCCUACAAUAUUGACUCCUGUGGAUUUUAUUGCACUUGAUACCCAGCGAUGCUAUGAUGAUGUAAACACACUGCCUUGUGAGGAACAACUGCAGGUUACCAGCCACCAACCUGAUGCUGAUUCUAGUUCUUUUGAACGCUCCAGUACCCAACAGAACCAGAACAGUAGCUGCUGCUGCUAUGUGCAGGACAGAGAGGAGCGAUACACAUGGAGCAACACUAACCUGAGGACCCCUGUGCUCCCCCUCCACCUCCCCUCCACCUCCUCCUGUCCGUCCUUCACCUCUCUGCUGUCUGCCCGCAUCACCAGAGCCCUGGGAGAGGAGAACAGGAGGCCCAGCAGACUCCGAGAUCUCCCCGGCCAGGAAGAGACUGAUCUGGGCAGCCCCAGCCCCAGCCCCUCUGGAGAUGGAUACUUUGAGAUGGGUCUGGGGGAGGGAAAGGAGAGGGAGGGAGAGGAGGAGGGGUCCCUGACUGACCCGGUAGAGGGAGAGAACCAGGCCCCAGAGACAGAGGUGUUACAUGUGACCAAAGUCAUGUGGUGCCACUGCAUCAGGGUUGAUGAUGUGGUGGAGCAGAGGUCGGUGUGUGUGGUGCUAACAAAUAGUCUACUGGGGCUGUUCCACUGUCCUCGUUACGCCUCCACAGCCCCAACCCAUCAACCCCAGAGCCAGCCUCACGACCUUGGCUCAGUCACAUUUCAGACCCAGGACGUAACCCUGGAAACUCUAGUAGAUAACCUGGAGCCAGACCUCGUCCUUCCCUAUGACCAGCUAGACUCUCUCCUCUUCUACAUCCCAGACACUUGCCUUUCCCUGAGGGUGAGGUCCUCUGAUGUCCACUGGUACCUCUUCUCAGACCCCAAGGGUUUAAAAGAGACCCACUCCCUGCUCUGCUCCCUGGCCCAGCUCCCCUCCUCCCCGUCAGGAGGACCCUCCACCCCACAGCAGCUCCUCCACCUGCUCUUCACCUCCUGGGAGAUGGAAGAGAACCAGAGCUGUGUGAAAGGAGGUUAUGCGGCACAUCUAGUGGAGACUGCCAUGUUGUCGUCCCAGACCAGCCAGCGGACAACCUCCUCAACAAACCCAACUCUCACUCCAACGAAGACCUCUACUAACCCAGAUACCUUCACCCUCCGAACUCUAACCAAUCCCCUUCUCUCUGACAUCCUAUCCCACGUAGUUCCAGGAGGGGACAGAGACUCCUCCUGCUGUGUCCCCUGUGUCUUGUUCUUGACCCAGCGCCAUCUCUGUGUGCUGAAGGUGGACUUCAAAGCUCUGGCCCGAGGAACCACCGUAGAUGAACCGUCAGACGACCACAACCAGAGGCUCCGCUCCUGCUCCAGGCUCAGCCGCAUCCCCCUGGCCUCCGUGCUGCCCCACCCAAGGCCGAGUGCCCAGUAUGGGGCUGGUGCUGGGUCUAUCCCUGCCUACUCUCCCAGCUGCCCUUUGACCUGGCACCACCGCUCCCCCAGAGACGGCCGUGUCAUGGAGCUCCUAGUGGGACAGGAGAGGGUCACGGCGGUGUUCCCGUUGCCUCACGACAGGCUCCGUUUCCAGAAACAGUUCACCCUGCUGCGCUCCAGCCUCAGGGACAUCAAGACUGUGGCUUUCCUGCAGGGUGGGAACGAACAUAGCCACAGUGACGGGGACAGUCCCAGGACGAUAAAUCUCUACACGUCCACUCCCAAUGAGACCAAGAGCACGGACAGACUGCAGGUUAACAGCCCUCGAGGUGCUCAGCGUCCUCGGCCAUCCCUGUCCCUGUCCUACCCAACAGACAUCCUGGUGGAGAAGCUGACCGGAGACAAUCAGGUCCCAUCCCACCUGACCCUGUCCCCAGCCCUGUCCCUCGUCUCUGGGCUUAGGGGACACCAGCUGCUGGGGUUCUUCCACACAAACAUUGCAGAGGAAGAGAAGGAAGAGCUGCAUCACAUCCUGUGGUCAUCGGUGGUUUUUUAUAAGUCACCUGACGUCGAGGCCACUUCCUGUAUCAUGCUCUCUACCAAAGCCCUCUACUUCCUGCUGGAUGACUCCGCCUCCACUCUCAAUGACCAAUCACUACUGUGGGACUGGAGCCACUGUGACCAUCGGGACCCAGAGCUGAUCAUGUCUUACUGUUUCACCAUCGACCUCCACGACCUCCACUCUGUCAACGUGGGCCUGUUUGACCAGUACUUCAGGGUGGUGGGGCCGUCAGCGGACCACAUCAUCUGCUGUCUGACGAGGGACAGUUACGGGACACACCGCUUCCUGCAGCAGCUGAUGACGGUCCUCUCUCUACAGGACAAACUACCCUCUCCUGAACCCUCCGAACAAGACUUCUACACACAGUUUGGAAAUAAAUCUACAGGUAAGAUGGGGAACUAUGAACUGGUCCACUCUAGCAGGGUAAAGUUCAUCUACCCGAGCGAAGAAGAGAUUGGAGACCUGACCUUUAUCGUAGCCGAGAGGAAAGGUCCUUCUGGGGCAUCCAGCUGUAAUAUCCUGCUCUACGUACUGGUCUUCCAGGUGCAGACCCAGGGGCUAGGUUUCUCCCAGACCCAGGGGCUAGGUUUCUCCCAGACCCAGGGGCUAGGUUUCUCCCAGACCCAGGGGCUAGGUUUCUCCCAGACCCAGGGGCUAGGUUUCUCCCAGACCCAGGGGCUAGGUUUCUCCCAGACCCAGGGGCUAGGUUUCUCCCAGACCCAGCUGCAGACAGACAGACUUCUACUGGGGGUCUGCAGGGGGGAUAGAGAGUCUCACCUCCACCCCCAGAGCCCGGUCUCUGCUAGCCAACCCCGUCUUCACCCCUACCCCCAGGCUACAGGCCCAGCCACCUCCACCAGGCCCCAUAUCCCCCAACAGAGCAUGCCUCCCCAGGCUCCCUCCACCCCCAGGCCUGUCCUCCAUCCUAAGACUCUGAUCCUAACCAGCACAGACGUCUUCCUGUUGGAUGAGGAUUAUAUCAGCUACCCGCUGCCGGACUUUGCCAAGGAGCCCCCUCCCCGAGACAAGUACCAACUGACCGAUGCUCGACGAAUAAGAGACCUGGAUAGAGUCCUCAUGGGUUACCAGACGUACCCACAGGCGCUGACGUUAGUCUUUGACGAUGUCCCUGGGCCAGACCUCCUCUGUCAGCUUACCAUGGACCACUUUGGAGAAGAGGAGGUGGGAGGAGGAGGAGGGGAGAAGGGGAGGAGAUGUGGCAGAACAGAGAGCGAGGUACUGUGGUGUAUCUAUGUCCCCGGAGCAGACAGCAGGGAGAGGCUGAUAUGUCUGUUAGCAAGACAGUGGGAAGUGCUGUGUAGUAGGGAGCUACCUGUAGAACUCACUGGCUGACUGGCUGGUUCUUCUGCCUGUAGAACUAACUGGCUGGUUCUUCUGCCUGUAGAACUAACUGGCUGGUUCUUCUGCCUGUAGAACUGACUGGCUGGUUCUUCUGCCUGUAGAACUAACUGGCUGGUUCUUCUGCCUGUAGAACUAACUGGCUGGUUCUUCUGCCUGUAGAACUAACUGGCUGGUUCUUCUGUCUGUAGAACUGACUGGCUGGUUCUUCUGUCUGUAGAACUGACUGGCUGGUUCUUCUGCCUGUAGAACUGACUGGCUGGUUCUUCUGCCUGUAGAACUCACUGGCUGGUUCUUCUGCCUGUAGAACUCACUGGCUGGUUCUUCUGCCUGUAGAACUCACUGGCUGGUUCUUCUGCCUGUAGAACUGACUGGCUGGUUCUUCUGCCUGUAGAACUCACUGGCUGGUUCUUCUGCCAGUAGAACUCACUGGCUGGUUCUUCUGCCAGUAGAACUCACUGGCUGACUGACUGGUUCUUCUGCCUGUAGAACUAACUGGCUGCCUGACUGGUUCUUCUUCCAGGUUUUAAAGCAUGGCUCUACGCUGACCUUUUUUACUAGGAGCAUGUGUGCACCUGUUGAAAAAUGUUGGCGCACACAAAGUAAUUUAGGAGCACAAUGAAAAGUAUUUGAGAUAUCAAAGCUAGAAUCACACAGCUAAAUAUUUAGACACAUAUACGAGUAGAAUGGUGGCACUGUUGAGCCCUGAAAAGAUGGCGGCUUUCAAACCAAUGUUCACAGGCUGACGGAUGGACUACGUUACCAUAAACCGCCUUCAUAGGCUGACGGAUGGACUACGUUACCAUAACCUGCCUUCACAGGCUGACGGAUGGACUACGUUACCAUAACUAGCCUUCACAGGCUGGCGGAUGGACUACGUUACCAUAACCAGCCUUCACAGGCUGACGGAUGGACUACGUUACCAUAACCUGCCUUCACAGGCUGACGGAUGGACUACGUUACCAUAACCAGCCUUCACAGGCUGACGGAUGGACUACGUUACCAUAACCCGCCUUCACAGGCUGACGGAUGGACUACGUUACCAUAACCCGCCUUCACAGGCUGACGGAUGGACUACGUUACCAUAACCAGCCUUCACAGGCUGGUGGAUGGACUACAUUACCAUAACCAGCCUUCACAGGCUGACGGAUGGACUACGUUACCAUAACCCGCCUUCACAGGCUGACGGAUGGACUACGUUACCAUAACCCGCCUUCACAGGCUGACGGAUGGACUACGUUACCAUAACCUGCCUUCACAGGCUGGUGGAUGGACUACGUUACCAUAACCCGCCUUCACAGGCUGACGGAUGGACUACGUUACCAUAACCUGCCUUCACAGGCUGGUGGAUGGACUACGUUACCAUAACCCGCCUUCACAGGCUGAUGGAUGGACUACGUUACCAUAACCAGCCUUCACAGGCUGGUGGAUGGACUACGUUACCAUAAACCGCCUUCACAGGCUGAUGGAUGGACUAACCAAACAAGACACAAGGGACAAACAGGGAAUCAAAUCCCCCAAAGAUUCCUCUUCUUCUCCUCCUUCCCCUCUUCCUCCCCUGUUCCUCCUCCUCUCAAAGGAAGUUCUGUGAUGUUUCUUAUCGUUUAUAAUCCAAAUGCAUCCUGGGAAUUUGUACAGUCCACACAAGUGUGAUAUUUAUUUAUCUUUGUACAUAGCUCCGCCCCCAACCCAUAGCUCAUAUUAUUAUUAUUUUUGUAAAUAUGAAAGUGUUAUUAUUGCUGGUCAUUUGUUUGUCUUUUUCUUUCCUCCCCCAUGACACCUUAACGCCUAUACACUUCGACAAAACAUUAGGAACACCGUCCUAAUAUUGAGUUGUACCCCCUUUUGCCCUCAGAACAGCCUCAAUUCGUCGGGGCGUGGACUCUACAAGGUAUUGAAAGCGUAACACAGGGAUGCUGGUCCAUGUUGACUCCAAUGCUUCCCACAGUUGUGUCAAGUUGGUUGGAUGUCCUUUAGGUGGUGGACCGUUAUUGAUACACAGUGUUGCAGUUCUUGACACAAACCGGUGCGUCUGGCACCGUACACCAUUCAAAAGGCACUUACAUAGUCAUACCUCUUCACUGUUUUCACAUUUUGUUAUGUUACAGCCUGAACUCAAAAUUGAUUAAAUAUAAAACAUUUCUCACCCAUCUACACACAAUACCCCAUAAUGACAUCACAAUACCCCAUAAUGACAUCACAAUACCCCAUAAUGACAAAGCUAAAAAAAAAAUAUGUUUUUAGAAUUGUUAUCAAAUUGAAUUAAUAUGAAAUACAGAAAUAUCUAAUUUACGUAAGUAUUCACACCCCCGAGUAAAUACUUGUUUGAAUCACCUUUAGGAGCGAUUACAUCUGUGAGUCUUUCUGGGUAAAUCUCCCAAGAGCUUUCCACAUCUGGAUUGUGCAACAUUUGCCCAUUUUAGUCUUCUCAAAUUGGUUGUUUAUCAUUGCUAGACAACUACUUUCAGGUCUUGCCAUACAUUUUCAAGCAGAUUUAAUUCAAAACUGUAACUAAGCCUCUCAGGAACAUUCACUGUGUUCUCGGUAAGCAACUCCAGUGCAGAUUAGGCCUUGUGUUUUAGGUUAUUGUCCUGCUGAAAGGUGAAUUCAUCUCCCAGUAUCUGGUGGAAAGCAGACUGAACCAGGAUUCCUGUAGGAUUUCACCUGUACUUAGCUCCAUUUCAUUGAUUUUUUUUUUUAUCCUGAAAAACUUACCAGUCCCUAACGAUUACAAGCAUACCCAUAACAUGAUGCCGUGGUACUCAGUAAUGUGUUGUGUUUGGGACAAAUCCAAUAGAACACUUUGUAUUCAGGAUAAAAAGUGAAUUGCUUUGCCACAUUUGUUGCAGUAUUACUUUAGUGCCUUGUUGCAAACAGGAUGUAUGUUUUGGAAUAUUUUGUAUUCUGUACAGGCUUUCUUCUUUUCACUGUCAAUUAUGUUCGUAUUGUGGAGUAACUACAAUGUUGUUGAUCCAUCCUCAGGUUUCUCCUAUCACAGCCAUUCAACUCUGUAACUGUUUUAAAGUAAUUUAAAACCUCAUGGUGUAAUUAAUAACUUCACCAUGCUCAAAGGGAUAUUCAAUGUCUGCUAUAAAUAUUUUUUACCAAUCUACCAAUAGGGGCCCUUCUUUCUGAGGCAUUGGAAAACCUCCCUGGUCUUUAUGGUUGAACCUGUGUUUGAAAUUCACUGCUCGACCUUACAGAUAAUUGAAUGUGUGGGGUACAGAGAUGAGGUAGUCAUUAAAAAAAUCAUGUUAAACACUUAUUGCACAGAGUGAGUCCAUGCAACUUAUUACGUGACUUGUUAAGCACAUUUAGGCUCCUUGCCAUAACAAAGUGGUUGAAUAAUUAUUGACUCAAGACAUUUCAGCUCUUCAUUUUUAAUUAAUUUGUAAACAUUUCUAAAAACAUGAUCACUUUCACAUUAUGGGGUAUUGUGUGUAGGCCAGUGAUGACAAUCUAAAUGUAAUCCAUUUUUAAAUUCAGGCUGUAACAAAACAAAAUGUGGGAACAGUCCAGCAGAGUGAAGACUGAAAGCACUGUAAAUAUUUAGUCUUGUAUUUUGUCACUCUGAAUGGCACACAAACACAAUCCAUGUCUUAAUCGUCUUGAAGCUUAACAAUCCUUAUUGAACCCUUGUCUCUUCCCCUUCAUCUACACUGAUUUAACAAGUGACAUCAAUAAGGGACCUUUUCACCUGGGUCAUGUAAAAAAAAAACAGGUGUUCCUAAUGUUUUGUUAACUCAAGUGUAGUGCACUACUUUUGACCAGGGGGAAGGGAGUGCACUAUAAAUGGAAUAGGGUGCUAUUUGGGAUACUAAGGCCUCAGUCAUCAGGAAGGAACAUGCACUCUGCCCGGGAAACAAGAACCAUCGUCAGUAGAACACCUUGAAACACAAAGGGUUCUUGGUCAACAGAAUGUCCUUGUCUGCUGAACCCUUCGUUCUGGUCUCUCUCUCUCUCUGGUCUCUCACUUUCUAAAUUAAAAAUAAUUAUUUAUAA
Oncorhynchus masou masou (cherry salmon) is the source of this 9332-nucleotide messenger RNA. It is a transcript of the gene nisch, whose product is annotated as nischarin. NCBI's taxonomy places the organism in Eukaryota, Metazoa, Chordata, Actinopteri, Salmoniformes, Salmonidae. Gene Ontology annotation, cellular component: cytoplasm. The record is from RefSeq and is a predicted model, not a curated record. Gene Ontology annotation, molecular function: integrin binding; phosphatidylinositol binding. The transcript has 21 exons. Bases 447 to 5324 code for a protein of 1625 amino acids.